CUGAAUGAAUUGUGCUAUAUCUAUACCUUUAGUUCUUUGGUAACUUUAUUUUACCUAUUAAUUGUCAUGGAUUUUUUCACAACAAAUGUUGUUUUUGAAAUUCCAUUGGAGGAAAGUAUAAUAUUGUGUCAGGGUCCAUUUGCAAUAUAAUUAUUCACUGACAAUUUAAAAAAUCUGUAACAGAUUAGAAAUAAAACCCGAGUACCUUUUUGUUCCCCAUUAAGAAAAGUAGAUUCAGAAAGCUUGUAUUAUAAAUGUAUCAUAGUACUGCUUACCAAAAGUUAGGAGUUUUAUUCUUGUAGGAGUUAGGCUAGUAAGUAAUGUUUAUAUAAUCCUGAUAAACAUUUCUCCAUGACCGAAUUUUGAGUGGAAAACUUUGUUUCCUAAAAGACUGUAUGUGGCAAGAAAAGAAAAAUAGAGCCUCUCCUCUGAAUGUGUUGUGUUGUGUGUGUGUGUGUGUGUGUGUGUGUGUGUGUGUGUGUGUUUAGAUCCAGCUUAAUACCAACUAAUGCCAACAUCUGGCAAAGAGAUGGAGAUCUGGGAAUUUGUUGCUUGAAACCCUGGGACAAAGUGUUCUGAUCUGACCAGCAAACAUAGCUGUGGACUUAAACUGGAAUCUUCAGGGGCAGAAACGUCUUAAGUGUCUGGAAAAUUGGCCUGUUGAGUCACCAUGAAGGCACUAAAACAAAACUAAUUUUAAGCAGGUCAAAGUUCAGUGAUUCCCUCUGGAAUUCAAACUUUUUUUAAGAGUCUCAUGUUUAAGUGAAAAGGGUCAAAGUUGAUGCACUGUUACAAUGUUUUGAAUGCUUUCCCUUAAGAACAGCCACCCAAGCUGGGAUUAGCAUGAGGAACUGCAAGGCUGGCACUUCAGCGUCUGGGUUAAAAAUAUUUUAAAGCAGUAAAUGCAGUCAGUACAGAGAGAUCCCUGGGAGCCUUUCUAUUCAAAAAUGUGUGAGCUCAGGGCAGCGACUGCAAUGUAAUUUAGGGCAGUGUAUGCUUCAUAGCUUUGGAGAAUAUUGCUUCCCACUAAUGUUCCAUCAGAGGAUGGUAGGAUAGUAGUAAUUUUAGAAGGUGGUAUUCCUGUUUGUCUUACAUCGAAAACUUCAGAAUAAAUAAAAGGACAUAUCAACUGAGCAAGAAAUGUAACUAUGGAAAAGUACCAAUGAAUCUAAAUUUGAACUGAACAGAUACAAAAUCAGCAUGGGUGUAGGAAUAUUUUUAAGGAGGAGGCUGCAGGAAAAGCGACUUCCCAGGGAAUGGACCGCCCAGGCUUUUUAACCAGUCUGUGGUGUAAAGACACACUUCCAGAGGAUCCUUAGAAGUCUUGGACAAGCUUACCCUUAUGUGGCAGGUGCUGUGCCGGCCACUGGUAACCCAAAGAUGAUGAUGAAUAAGUUCCUGUCCAGAAGGAGCUAGCGAUCCACUGGGGAUUCCUCUUGCUGAUGACACAAUUCCUGUGUGAAUCUGUUUACAAGAUUCUGAAAGCUGAACAGAGAACUUUGGCACUGCACUGGGUAGGAAAAAGCAUUGCAAGAAAUAGAUAACAUCAAGAAGGACAUCAGCAGUAGAAGAAAUUGGCCUGGGAGGCUCAGCAGGAGCCGUAUGUUUCCUUGAGCUCUCGGGCUGUUUUAGUCAGUGGUCUUUAACCAAAUAGUAAGAAGGAACACUUUAUCGUUCCAGGAGCGCUCUUCAUGGUCACACAGAAAUGAUGUCUUCCAAGCGACCAGCCUCUCCGUAUGGGGAAGCAGAUGGAGAGGUAGCCAUGGUGACAAGCAGACAGAAAGUGGAAGAAGAGGAGAGUGACGGGCUCCCAGCCUUUCACCUUCCCUUGCAUGUGAGUUUUCCCAACAAGCCUCACUCUGAGGAAUUUCAGCCAGUUUCUCUGCUGACGCAAGAGACUUGUGGCCAUAGGACCCCCACCUCUCAGCACAAUACAAUGGAAGUUGAUGGCAAUAAAGUUAUGUCUUCAUUUGCCCCACACAACUCAUCUACCUCACCUCAGAAAGCAGAAGAAGGUGGGAGGCAGAGUGGUGAGUCCUUGUCGAGCACGGCCCUGGGAACUCCCGAACGGCGCAAAGGCAGCUUAGCUGACGUUGUUGACACCUUGAAGCAGAGGAAAAUGGAAGAGCUCAUCAAAAAUGAGCCAGAAGAAACCCCCAGUAUUGAAAAGCUACUCUCAAAGGACUGGAAAGACAAACUUCUUGCAAUGGGAUCAGGGAACUUUGGUGAAAUAAAAGGGACUCCUGAAAGCCUAGCUGAGAAAGAGAGGCAGCUCAUGGGUAUGAUCAAUCAACUGACCAGUCUGCGAGAGCAGCUAUUGGCUGCCCACGAUGAGCAGAAGAAACUGGCUGCAUCUCAGAUUGAGAAACAGCGCCAGCAAAUGGAGCUGGCCAAACAGCAACAAGAACAGAUUGCAAGACAGCAGCAGCAGCUCCUGCAGCAACAACACAAAAUCAAUUUGCUUCAGCAACAGAUCCAGCAGGUUCAAGGUCAACUGCCGCCAUUAAUGAUUCCCGUGUUCCCUCCUGAUCAACGGACACUGGCUGCAGCUGCCCAGCAAGGAUUCCUUCUUCCUCCAGGCUUCAGCUAUAAGGCUGGAUGUAGUGACCCUUACCCUGUUCAGCUGAUCCCAACUACCAUGGCAGCUGCCGCUGCAGCAGCACCAGGCUUAGGCCCGCUCCAACUGCAGCAGUUAUAUGCUGCCCAGCUAGCUGCAAUGCAGGUAUCUCCAGGAGGAAAGCUCCCAGGCAUUCCCCAAAGCAACCUCGGUGCUGCUGUAUCUCCUACCAGCAUUCACACAGACAAGAGCACAAACAGCCCACCACCCAAAAGCAAGGAUGAAGUGGCACAGCCACUGAACCUAUCAGCUAAACCCAAGACCUCUGAUGGCAAAUCACCCACAUCACCCACCUCUCCCCAUAUGCCAGCUCUGAGAAUAAACAGUGGGGCAGGCCCCCUCAAAGCCUCUGUCCCAGCAGCAUUAGCUAGUCCUUCAGCCAGAGUUAGCACAAUAGGUUAUUUAAAUGACCAUGAUGCUGUCACCAAGGCAAUCCAAGAAGCUCGGCAGAUGAAGGAGCAGCUUCGGCGGGAGCAACAGGUGCUUGAUGGGAAGGUGGCUGUUGUGAACAGUCUAGGUCUCAAUAACUGCCGGACAGAAAAGGAAAAAACAACACUGGAGAGUCUGACUCAGCAACUGGCAGUUAAACAGAAUGAAGAAGGAAAAUUUAGCCAUGCCAUGAUGGAUUUCAAUAUGAGUGGAGAUUCUGAUGGAAGUGCUGGAGUCUCGGAGUCAAGAAUUUAUAGAGAAUCCAGAGGGCGUGGUAGCAAUGAACCCCACAUAAAGCGUCCAAUGAAUGCCUUCAUGGUGUGGGCUAAAGAUGAGCGAAGGAAAAUCCUUCAAGCCUUUCCUGACAUGCACAACUCCAACAUCAGCAAGAUAUUGGGAUCUCGCUGGAAAGCUAUGACAAACCUAGAGAAACAGCCAUAUUAUGAGGAGCAAGCCCGUCUCAGCAAACAGCACCUGGAGAAGUACCCUGACUACAAAUACAAGCCCAGGCCAAAGCGCACCUGCCUCGUGGAUGGCAAAAAGCUGCGCAUCGGUGAAUACAAGGCAAUCAUGCGGAAUAGGCGGCAGGAAAUGCGGCAAUACUUCAAUGUUGGGCAACAAGCACAGAUCCCCAUCGCCACUGCUGGUGUGGUAUACCCUGGAGCCAUCGCCAUGGCUGGAAUGCCCUCCCCUCACCUGCCCUCGGAGCACUCAAGCGUGUCUAGCAGCCCCGAGCCUGGGAUGCCCGUUAUCCAGAGCACUUAUGGUGUGAAAGGAGAGGAGCCACAUAUCAAAGAAGAGAUACAGGCUGAGGACAUCAACGGAGAAAUUUAUGAUGAGUUUGAUGAGGAAGAAGAUGAUCCAGAUGUAGAUUAUGGGAGUGACAGUGAAAACCAUAUUGCAGGACAAGCCAACUGA
Messenger RNA from Herpailurus yagouaroundi (jaguarundi), 3964 nucleotides. RefSeq names its product SRY-box transcription factor 5 (gene SOX5). Gene Ontology annotation, biological process: regulation of transcription by RNA polymerase II; cell fate commitment; positive regulation of chondrocyte differentiation. Gene Ontology annotation, cellular component: nucleus. The transcript is spliced from 20 exons. The coding region runs from base 1706 to 3964 and encodes 752 amino acids. Lineage: Eukaryota; Metazoa; Chordata; Mammalia; Carnivora; Felidae. Gene Ontology annotation, molecular function: DNA-binding transcription factor activity, RNA polymerase II-specific; RNA polymerase II cis-regulatory region sequence-specific DNA binding. The record is from RefSeq and is a predicted model, not a curated record.